This is a messenger RNA of Notothenia coriiceps (black rockcod), 921 nucleotides long. Lineage: Eukaryota; Metazoa; Chordata; Actinopteri; Perciformes; Nototheniidae. The record is from RefSeq and is a predicted model, not a curated record.
AUGGCUUCUCGUCCAGAGGACAAUCUCCUAUGUCCAAUCUGCCAUGCGGUCUUCACACACCCCGUCAUCCUGUCAUGCAGCCACAGUUUCUGCAGAGCCUGCUGGCAGCGAUGGUGGACAUUAAGGUCGAAUCGCAGGUGUCCAGUCUGUAACGCAACAUCUCAACAAUACGACCCACCUUGUAACCUCGCUCUGAAGAACUUGUGUGAAGCUUCUCCACCUGAGAAACACUCUGCUGUGUUUUGCAGUUUGCACUCUGAGGAGCUCAAACUCUUCUGUGAGGACCAUCAGACUCCAGUGUGUGUGAUCUGUCUGCAUUCAAGCUCCCACAACAACCACAGCUUCAGACCAAUCAAUGAAGUCGCUCUGGGUUACAGAGAGGGACUCCGGAUACUCCUGGAGCCUUUAAAGGAAACACUGGAUCUCUUCAAGGACAUGAAAUCAAACCUUGAUCAGUCCAACAAGGACAUCGAAGACCAGGCUAAAGACGCAGAGACUCAGAUCAAUAAGGAGUUCUCCAUGCUUCAGGAGUUACUCAAAAAAGAACAGAAAGCAAGAACAGGUGCCGUGAUGAAGGAGAAGAAGCAGAAGAGUCUGGUCCUGAAGUGGAAGAUGGAGGAUCUGAGCAGAGACAUAGAAGCUCUUUCAGACAAAGUCAGAGCCACAGAGGAAGUGCUGAAAGCUGGAAAUAUCUCCUUCCUGCAGAACUACACGACUGCAGCUGACGGAGUCGAUGGUUUCCAGCUGAAAGAUCCACAGCCGAUCAAAGAUGGUCUGAUAGAUACGUUCAAACACCUGGACAACCUGCCCCUCCAGGUGUUGGACAGCAUGAAGAAAGCCAUCACACGUUCAAGAUCAGGGCCGCCCCUGGCAGUGGCGAUCCUGCCCCAAAUGGACAUAGACAUAGAGACUAGACUAUAG